AUGGCGCUCACCAACACGUGCUCCAAGAUCAUCUUGGUGCUGCUCAACCUCGCGUUCAUUGCCGCCGGCGCCGUCUUCAUCUACUAUGGCCUCGACGUCAAGCACAAUGGCUGGACCGACAUCUUCCAGGGCAACGUCUCCAAGAACGGCCUCGACACGGGCGUCAUCGCGUUCGGGGCCGUCGUCAUUGGCAUCGCGCUCUUUGGCUUCCUCGGCGCGCUCUGCCGCAACAAGUGCCUCCUCGUCUUGUACUCGAUCUUUGUCUUUGUCGCGAUGGCCAUCUUUAUCCUCCUCGCCGUCCUCUUCUUUCUGAGCGCGAGCACGGCGAGCAAGUGGGCCGGCGAGGCGUACCCCGCCGACGCCGAGAACGAACCCGACCUCGCCAUUGGCUUUGACAAGGUGUAUUGCUACGCGCAGGCCGCGAACCUCUGCAUGACGUCGUCGGCGACGUCGGCCAUCAAUGCGUUUUACCCGUCGGGCGCGGCUACGAUCCUCGCGGUGGCUUCGCUUAUCAAGGUCAACGUCUCGGAACCCACGGGCAUCAACGGCUUUUGCACGAGCGUCGACAAGCAGCUCGCGGCCGUCUCGAUCCCGAACGUCAAGAUGCCGUCCGAGUACACGGAGGUGUGCAAAGCGUGCAAGGAAGUCGCGUCCAAGUACGACGCGUACAAGGCGAUCUUUGAGUGGACCAACGAGCAGUGCCCGCUCACGGCGACGUCGGCUGUGUGGUGCGGCCAGUUUAUCCUCAGCAAGAAGGAGGGCGACGCGUACAAGGGCGCACCGUACCAGGAGUGCCGCCCCAAGAUUCUCGAUCUGUGGAAGUCGCUUUCGAACAAGGUGGCGAUCGGCUCGACGAUCCUCGCGGUCGUCUCGCUCGUCCUGCUCUUCAUGGCCUGCUCGGCGGGCCGGUCGGACGAAGGCGGCUACUACCACGACUCGGUCUAA
This is a messenger RNA of Saprolegnia parasitica CBS 223.65, 945 nucleotides long. RefSeq lists its product as hypothetical. The coding region runs from base 1 to 945 and encodes 314 amino acids. Gene Ontology annotation, biological process: auxin-activated signaling pathway. The transcript has a single exon. Gene Ontology annotation, cellular component: plasma membrane; plasmodesma. NCBI's taxonomy places the organism in Eukaryota, Oomycota, Saprolegniomycetes, Saprolegniales, Saprolegniaceae. The record is from RefSeq and is a predicted model, not a curated record.